This is a messenger RNA of Aureobasidium subglaciale EXF-2481, 1653 nucleotides long. RefSeq lists its product as uncharacterized. The record is from RefSeq and is a predicted model, not a curated record. Gene Ontology annotation, cellular component: spliceosomal complex. The transcript has a single exon. Bases 1 to 1653 code for a protein of 550 amino acids. Lineage: Eukaryota; Fungi; Ascomycota; Dothideomycetes; Dothideales; Saccotheciaceae.
AUGACGAGCAUUGACGACUUGUUCAAGAAGCCGUUCCUUCCCUCAGCCAACGGCGGUACGAAACGCAAAUUCGAGGAUCAAGAUGCAGAAGCGGCAUACAAGUCAGCCAAACUAGACGCGAGUGUCCAAGAUGCGCCGGAGGACGAGGACGAAGACAUGGAGGCCGGACCCGAGCUACCGCCAGACGAAGAUGAGGAUGAAGAAGGUCGCUUCUUCGGCGGUGGCACAAAUCAGCACACCAACGCCGCACUGGACUUUGUGGAUCGAGCAGACGACGGCGCAGACAUCAAGGCAGAGAAGAUAGAUUCGGCAUGGGUGCGCCGAUUAGGCUUGAGUUUCGAGAAGAAGAUCAGCAAGAACAGCGAAUUGCGUGCCAAAUACGAGAGCGAUCCCUCAAAAUUCGUGGCCAGUGAGGCCGACCUGGACGCCGAGAUCAAGAGCCUGAGCAUUCUGUCAGAACAUCCGGAGCUGUACAAGGAGUUUGCAAAGAUUGGCUGCUCAGCGAGCUUGGUCUCGCUACUGUCACAUGAGAACACGGAUAUCGCCAUCGAUGCCAUCGAGAUCAUCUCGGAGCUGCUGGAUGACGAUGUUGAAGCAGAGCAAGUGCAGUGGGACGCUUUGGUGUCAGCCAUGCUCGAAGCCGACCUCAUUGAUCUCCUCCUCGCAAACCUCGACCGACUGGACGAGAACGUCGAAGCCGACCGAAGCGGCGUCUACCACUCCCUCUCCGUCCUCGAGGCCCUUUCCUCAAACUCCACCACCGCAGACACCAUCGCCCAAGAGCCCAUCCUCAAAUACCUCCUUAAGCGCAUCUCAGCCUCCGAAAAGUCCGUUUCACAGAACAAACAAUACGCCGCCGAAGUCCUACAAGUCCUCUCACAAGCCUCCACAACCGUCCGCGAUCGAUUAAUCCCUCUCGACGCCAUCGACAAGAUCCUACAACUGCUAGCCGCAUACCGCAAACGAGACCCUGAACGAGACUCAACAGAAGAAGAAUAUGCCGAAGACCUCUUUGACACUUUGACCUGCCUCUCAUAUCCAUCCUCUGGCAAGACUGCCUUCCUUGCUGCAGAAGGUGUAGAGCUUAUGCUCCUCAUGCUGAAAGAAGCCAAGUUCUCAAAGCCUCGCGCUUUGAAGGUACUAGAUCAUGCCAUGUCAGGAUCCUCAGGUCAACUUGUAGCGGAGAAGUUUGUGGAUGCAGCAGGUUUGAAACCACUCUUUUCGACAUUUAUGAAGAAGAAUUUGGAAGCUGCAAGUACGGAACACGUCCUCGGUAUCUUCUCCGCCUUACUACGACUGUUACCGGGCGAGUCGUCUCAUCGCAUUCGACUACUCGCAAAGUUUGUGGAGAAGGAGUAUGAGAAGCUCGAUAAGCUGGUCAAGCUACGACACGAAUAUGCAGCAAAGGCGAGGAACACAGAAGACAUUGACGCCGGAGCUGCUCUGUACUGUCUCAACACGCUGGACGUGGUUCUAAGUUGGCUCGUCGCUGAAGAUGGCGGUGCAAGGAACAAUAUCAUUGAAGGUCUAGCAGACAGAGAUGAAGGCCUAGACACCCUCAAGAAGAGCUUACAGGAGCAACUCGAAGGCAUCGAUGCAGAGGAAGAAGGCAACAUGGGUGAAAUGCUCACAGCACUCAUCGAGUGCCUAUAA